This is a messenger RNA of Penicillium diatomitis, 666 nucleotides long. RefSeq lists its product as uncharacterized. Bases 1 to 666 code for a protein of 221 amino acids. The transcript has a single exon. NCBI's taxonomy places the organism in Eukaryota, Fungi, Ascomycota, Eurotiomycetes, Eurotiales, Aspergillaceae. The record is from RefSeq and is a predicted model, not a curated record.
AUGGAUCAAAGGUCCAUGACCACCCUUCCUCACCACGCAUCUGCCCAGACCCACACCUUAUCGGUCGACUUUGCCUGGAGUCAAUUCAAAUCCCUCGUCACCGACGCCAGCGACGAAAGCAAAACCCCGCUCUACAUCGUCUCAUGCAACGUCCUCACGUCAAAGCUGACUUUCAAAACUGCCCCCGAUGACAAAAUCAUGGGCACCAGCUCGGUCCACGCCAUCAGCAUCAGUCCCGACUACGAGCUGCACGGCGUCAAAGGCACCCUCCAGGCCCAGCACCGACUGCGCACCAUCUACAGCCACACAUCCACCGUCUUCUCCGACUCAGGCGCCCCCGUGAAAAUGACCUGGACCAGUCAGAGCGGCUUCAAGAACUGGGACUUUAUCUGUGUGGAUGAGAUGCAGCAGCCCGUGGCCAAGUUUUCGGCCAGUAUGUGGAACCCGAAGAAGUGGGCCACGAUUGAGAUUCUGGGACCCAAGGCCCAUGAUGUGAGGGCGAGGGAUGAGAUUGUGCUUGUUGGGUUCACCUUGUACUGGUGUAUGGUGGUUCGGAUAAACAAUCCUCUCAAUCUCUUGGGUUCGGUCUUCAUGUCCACGGAGAAGACAAGCGAGGAAGAGCAGAUUGAAAAGCCGACUCGGGUUGGAGCGGUGUCGUCGAGCUGA